CGACCGACCGAUCUACCACGACUCAUUAUCAACAUCUCUAGAUGACGCACGCCCGUGUGAGUCAGGGCAGAAAUCUUUAUGGAACGCGCGAGUGGAAUUUUUCAUUUUGUGGAGCAGAGUUUUGUCGUGUCGAUUUGUCUCGGAUUCGCUCGGUUGGGAAUUAAAAAGGUCGAUCUCUGUGGUGUGCUUCUCCUUCGCGCCCUCUGUCACCUGGCAAAUGAAUUCUUCGCUUCCCCUUUCGCCUUCAGCAUCCCACAGUGCGGAGCCUGUUCUCCCCUCGCUGCCAUCGGAUGAUUCCGGCCUGAUCGCCAUCCGGUCUCCUGGUAGCGUGGACGACGCAUCACCGCCCCCAGGUGCCACUUGCAUGAACGACCAUGUGCAGGUGUGGAACGCAUGGCUUUCGGUCGACCAGAACGACCGGGUGCAGGGUGGUGCGGCGAAGCUGCCGCCCUGCGGUGGCGACCUGUGGAACAGCGCGUUGGACGCUUUUAUCAAGGGAAUGCAGCAGUUGGACUUGCAGGAUGCGGAGGAUGAUGAUGCCGGCACCGCGCCAGGGAAGAGGAAAAAACGCACCAUGCAGAACCCGGAGCUGCUUCGUGUGGAGCCAACGGCCCCGCAGAAUGCGCCGGAAACCCGUUGGGCCAUGGUUGAACGCCUUCUGCAGACACUGCUGCACGUCGGAUAUUGCCACAGUGAUACCUGCAGCGUACGCGCCUGUCAGAACAUAAAACGCUUAAUCUCCCACACAAGGACCUGUCAACUGAAAUUCACCGAGGAAUGUUCGCUCUGCUGGCCGCUGAUCGCGCUGUGCUGUUACCACGCCAAGCAGUGCAACGAGUGCCAAUGUCUCGUGCCUUUCUGCCAAGCGAUCCGCCCCGAAUGGGAACAGCAGCGCCGUGGCCAGGAAGAGGUCGUAGAAAACUUGGGCGGCCAGUCACUUCCACCGCCGUCGGAAGGUGUGCCGGCGCCCUCGAGGGGCGGUCAGUCGGCAACGGCGUAUCAGCAGUCGGUGGAAGUGAAUUCUCCGCCCAAUACCAGUACUCUGUCGACGCUGGAUGGCGGCGUGCCGCAGGGCACCCUCCGUGAGACGUCGGUGGUGUCGCCGGCCAACACCAACACCCUCAUCAGUUUCAUGUCGUCACCACCGACCAACUCUCCCCUGGACAAUCCUCCACAGUUCGCUCCUCAGAAAGGGUCCAUCAAGGAGUGGCAUCUGCACGGGGUCGGUCCCGACGGCCAGGCCAGUGUUGACUCAUUACGCAGGCAUAUCAUCGGAAAACUUGUAUUUGCCAUUUUCCCGUACAAGAAUCAGUCGUCCGUGGCCGACAAACGGAUGACCAACCUCAUCUGCUACGCCCGCAAAGUGGAGGCGGAAAUGUACGAUCAGGCCAACACCCGGGAAGAAUACUGCCAACUGAUGGCCGAGAAGAUCUACCAAACCCAGAAGGAGCUGCAGGAGAAGCGCCGCAACCGCCAGGAACAGAUCCGGAUGCGUCUUGCGGGGGCGGGCGGGAUGGGUGGUGGCGGCCUGACUUCCGCGCCCGGUAUGGAGCUGCUGGUCCGUCUCCGCAAUUUCAUGCAGGACAUUCCUCAACUGGUAACGGGCGGGGGGAAGAAGGCCAGGACGGAAGACCGCGGCGAGGGGAGGGAAGAACAGCCGGCACAGGACGCUGUGCAGCCCCGAUAAGCGGUCUUCGGGUCAGGACUCAGGAUGCGACAGCCGGGCUUUUGAUAGUAGUGCUUUCUUACUGGGUGGCCGAACAAAAUGUCGGUCUGUUUCUUUGAAGUGUUGCGGGUCCGUCCAGCCUUUAAUUGACUGUUUUCUAGUUUAAUUUGAAAGAGCAGUGUUCGCUCGAUAUAAAAAAUAGGUAUUAAAACGAACAUUGCACAAAGCUAUGAAUUUUUUAUAAAAUCUUCGGAAAAAAAUGGGUGGAGUUGGGGAUGUCCCGGAGACCCAAAUUCAAAUUUGCCCAUUUUUGAAUUAAAAAUUGCCGUUAUUCGACGAAGUAUUUUCAUGGGUAUA
Molecule: messenger RNA, 2023 nt
Organism: Paramacrobiotus metropolitanus
Lineage: Eukaryota; Metazoa; Tardigrada; Eutardigrada; Parachela; Macrobiotidae
Product: protein cbp-1-like
Exons: 4
Coding region: 218-1687 (489 amino acids)
Biological process (GO): positive regulation of transcription by RNA polymerase II
Cellular component (GO): transcription regulator complex; histone acetyltransferase complex
Molecular function (GO): chromatin DNA binding; histone acetyltransferase activity; transcription coactivator activity
Source: RefSeq, a predicted model, not a curated record